Molecule: messenger RNA, 475 nt
Organism: Pocillopora meandrina
Lineage: Eukaryota; Metazoa; Cnidaria; Anthozoa; Scleractinia; Pocilloporidae
Source: the annotation of a GenBank genome assembly
AUGGAUUUAGUUGGUGAAUUUUAUGGCUUGACGUUAGAUACACUAAGAAUGAUCCUACCGUUAUUUCUAAGUACUUUGUUGACUGUGUCCGGCAACUUGGAGGAACUGCGAGGGUCAGAAGAGCUGAUUGCGGAACUGAGAAUGGAUAUGUUGCAGGGGUGCAAAGGCGAGAUGGUGAAGAUGAUUGAGCGGGGGAUUUCAGUUCCAUCUAUGGGAAAUCAAUUUUUAACCAUCGAAUCGAAGCCUGGUGAAGUAUACUGGGAAAAGACUGUACUAGAUGGUGGAAGACAUGAGGAGUUGCGGCCUUUAUCAUGACAAUGACUGUAUUGAAGAGUGUCUCAAGUUUUGUUUCAUGCCUAUAUUGCGAGAUGAACUUCAUGGGGCAGCAAGACUGUGGAAUCUCCAUCGAAUUCUACCUUCAACAAACUCAAAAUCCCCAUCUGGGAGGCCUGAUGUACUAUUCUUUCUCCCGGAG